CCCAUCUCUCUCCAUUCCUCUCAUAGUCUCAUGUAAAAAAACCCAUCGAAGAAAAUAAGAAGUGCCCUUUUUCAUUCUCUCUUUCUUCAUCUUCCUCAGUAGGCACAUUGGAAUCGAAAAUUUUCCCUCUUUUUUUGUUUUUUCAUCAAUUCUUUGUUGCAAUCACAUUUCUGAAGAACCCAGAAUCCAAAGAUUGGAUCUUUUUUAUUACAGCGAGCAAUCAUAUGGUGCACAUUUUCCCAAAGGUUUGAACUUUUUGGGUUCUCGUUUCAAAUUUUGUCGGGGGGUUUUGGUUUCCCCUGUAUGAAAAUGGACCCAGAAAACAUGGAGAUUGUUCCACCGUCGGAUUUGAUGGACGACGACGAGAUCCACGGCCGUCCUCGCCAGUUAUAUACAGUUCCAAAGCCUCACAACAAUGGCAAUAACGUUCCGGGAACCACCAGUGUUCAUGAGCUUCUUGAAUGUCCUGUUUGCACAAAUUCAAUGUACCCUCCAAUCCAUCAGUGCCAUAACGGGCAUACCCUUUGUUCCACCUGUAAAACAAGAGUGCAUAAUCGGUGCCCAACUUGUAGACAGGAGCUUGGUGACAUAAGGUGUUUAGCACUGGAGAAGGUAGCUGAAUCACUUGAACUGCCUUGCAAGUACUGCUCGCUUGGGUGCCCGGAGAUAUUCCCAUAUUACAGUAAACUGAAACAUGAGGCUGUCUGUAACUUCAGACCAUACAACUGUCCUUAUGCUGGAUCAGACUGCUCUGUUGUUGGGGAUAUUCCAUUCCUUGUUGCUCAUCUACGGGAUGACCACAAGGUGGACAUGCAUUCUGGAUGUACUUUUAACCAUCGUUACGUUAAGUCUAAUCCCCGCGAAGUAGAAAAUGCCACAUGGAUGUUAACUGUUUUCCACUGCUUUGGUCAGUACUUCUGUCUCCAUUUUGAAGCAUUCCAGCUCGGUAUGGCUCCUGUUUACAUGGCAUUUCUACGUUUCAUGGGGGAUGAAACAGAAGCUCGGAACUACACCUACAGCCUUGAGGUUGGAGGAAAUGGCCGAAAGAUCAUAUGGGAAGGAAAUCCAAGAAGCAUAAGGGAUAGCCACAAGAAGGUUAGGGACAGCCAUGAUGGCCUCAUAAUACAGCGCAACAUGGCGCUUUUCUUCUCUGGUGGGGAUAGGAAAGAGCUGAAGCUGCGAGUUACAGGACGGAUAUGGAAGGAACAGCAGAACCCAGAAGGCGGUGCCUGCAUCAUACCUCUCUGUAGUUAGUUCUCGAUUAUCCCUUUCACUCGUGUGCUAAAACAUUAUCUUAAUGUUAUUAGUGAAUGUAGAUGCUAAAGGAUUCUUUCUCUAUUUAUGAAGUUUCAAUUCUGGAGGCUUCACUUUCCAAAUGUAGUAUAUUAAAGCUUCCAGUUUCCUUGUA
Rosa rugosa (rugosa rose) is the source of this 1408-nucleotide messenger RNA. Its product is annotated as E3 ubiquitin-protein ligase SINAT3-like. Bases 304 to 1254 code for a protein of 316 amino acids. The transcript has 3 exons. Gene Ontology annotation, molecular function: protein binding; zinc ion binding; ubiquitin protein ligase activity. The record is from RefSeq and is a predicted model, not a curated record. Lineage: Eukaryota; Viridiplantae; Streptophyta; Magnoliopsida; Rosales; Rosaceae. Gene Ontology annotation, cellular component: cytoplasm. Gene Ontology annotation, biological process: ubiquitin-dependent protein catabolic process; multicellular organism development.